AUGCCAGGACACGCAGGAAGCCCGUACUGGGCCGCUGUAGAUUUUGACAGUGAAGGUGAUGAUGACCAGAUGCAGCAAUCUCAUAGAGUCUAUCACGAUCCUUGGGACAACGAUGCCUUCGGAAUGAUACAUGGAGAAACACCAGAUUCGAGUCAAGGCGAAAAUUUGAAUUCAUUUGCUGGUGAACCUGUUAGCGCCAGUUUUUAUUACGUACCCACUAAGAACUAUGACUCCAGUGAAGAUCAACUCAAUCGCUCAACGCCAAUCAAAAGAAUUGUACCACCUGAAGAUGUUACAGAAUACUCAAUUUAUGGAAGAAAAUCAUCUAAGGUUGUUAUACCGGAAUUUUCCGAUAUGCCUGUUUACAACACUAGACCCAUCUCGGAUCGAAGACGUUCUCUAUACAUUGAAGAGCCCUUGUAUGCUCCCCAUCCAAUGGUGUACGAAACACCUUAUGCAUAUCUACCACAACCUGGUUACAUGCCGGUACAUAGGUCACGCAUGUCCUUAAUUCAUCAGCAGAACUUCGCAAUGUCUAACCUCGGCCAUGGCGAACACAGAAGACCAUCCAGGAUGGCAGACGCCUACGAGCAAAGCGCGUACGAAAGCUUGUCACCAGAGUACGAAGAUUGGGCCCGGCCGUUUCCUAAAACGGCUCCAGACAACUUCCAUCUUUCGAAAUACGGCCACCUGCAGAUCGACUAUUCCUGUAGUUGGAAUUCACUCGAUAGAAUUAUUCGUAACCAGUGA
This is a messenger RNA of Parnassius mnemosyne (clouded apollo), 750 nucleotides long. NCBI's taxonomy places the organism in Eukaryota, Metazoa, Arthropoda, Insecta, Lepidoptera, Papilionidae. The record is from the annotation of a GenBank genome assembly.